Messenger RNA from Mya arenaria, 1665 nucleotides. RefSeq names its product 17-beta-hydroxysteroid dehydrogenase type 6-like. Lineage: Eukaryota; Metazoa; Mollusca; Bivalvia; Myida; Myidae. The transcript is spliced from 5 exons. Gene Ontology annotation, molecular function: oxidoreductase activity. The record is from RefSeq and is a predicted model, not a curated record. Bases 54 to 1019 code for a protein of 321 amino acids.
UAAGUAAUAAGUAGGAUCAUACAGGAAUUUACUAUAAAUAUACUGUUACAACAAUGAGCUGGUGUUGCUUAUUGUCAAGUUAUUCAUUCUUUGGCUUGGCAUUGCUGUGCCUGUAUCUUUUCAUUAAAUCCUACCGAUUUAAACAGAAAUUAGCGAGUUUUAAAGACAGAUAUGUACUAAUAACUGGGUGCGACUCAGGAUUCGGACACAAACUAGCAAAACGUUUGGACGUGCUGGGUUUUAAAGUCUUUGCAGCGUGUUUCACACAGAAUGGAAUGGAAGAAUUAUCAUCUACCUGCACUAAGAACGUCAAUCCAAUUCGAAUGGACGUAACGAACGAUGACAGUAUAAAAAGGGCGGUGGAAGAAGUCACGAAACUCUUACCUGACAAAAAGGGCCUAUGGGCAGUGGUUAACAACGCGGGAGUAUUGGGAACCACAUCGGGUCCAACGUUCUGGGCGACACGGGCCGACUACGACAACGUUCUAGCCGUCAAUCUGUACGGGGUGGUACUGGUCACCAACGCCUUCAUGCCGCUCAUUAUGAAGGAGAAGGGAAGGGUAGUGAAUACGUCCAGCAUCGCCGGGAGGUUCGCUUUCGGGAACGCGCCUUACGCGGUGUCCAAACAUGGCGUCGAGGCGUUCUCGGAUAAUUUGAGGAGGGACGUAUACAAGACGGGAGUAACAGUCCACAUGUUGGAGCCUGGCUUCCACAAGACUCCCCUCUUAAGCGUUGAGGCUCAGAAGAAGAGAACCGAGCAGAAACUGAAAACACUGCCAGAGGUCUGGAAGAAAGACUUGCCAUCAGACAUUGCGGACAUAAUGGCCAAGCGUUUCUCGGGCUUUGUGGACAAGGUAGGCAGCAGCAACCUUGACCUCGUUGUUGAUGCCUAUGAACACGCCGUCACUGCAAAGUACCCCAAAUACAGAUAUGUGGUAGGCUGGGACGCCAAUUACAUCUUCCGCCCUCUUUGGAUGGCGCCGGAAUGGUUCAGCGACUUCAUUUUGUCCAGGCUUUAAACAACAAUCAAUAUAUAACGCUAUAUAUCAAUUAACUUAUCGUAUUUGACGCGAUACUGGAACAAUCAUUGUUCUAAUCCUUUUAAAUUGACGAAGUCGGCAAAUACGAGUUCCUGCCGCUUUGAUUGGCUACAAAACCAAAUCGGGGAUUCGAGGAAUGGACACUUUUCAUUGGUUGUCGAAAUUCGCCCUAAUACAAGAAUGCCAAAAUUCUUAAAAUCGUCAGCCAUUUUAUUUUUGUUUUACAGACUGUUUUUAAAAAAUGUGUUCCUCGUUUGAAAUAAUUUGGAAGUACACGCCUAUUAAAUACUUUUACCACUUAGAACAUUUUGUUAUUGCAGUUUGGUUUAAUUAAAGCUGCACAGAUUGACCGUUUUGGCAAUUCUUUUUAAUUUUUUUUGUAUUGGAAUGAUCCAAAGUUUGCGUAAAUGUCUUGAAAAAAAUAAUACAAGACUGCUGACAAAAUAUCAGACAGUAGUUUUUCAUACUUAGGUUCGAAAAUUGAUAUUUUAAGUCUUAAAAGCGUAACUAACGCUUAAAGACAAAUGUAAUUUUGGCAGUUUUCCAACCAAUUGAGAUCUCUUAUAUUGUAAGUUAUCUUUAAAACAUGACUGUAUUGAAGGUAUUGAUACCAAAAUCAGCUGAU